Messenger RNA from Leptopilina boulardi, 3218 nucleotides. RefSeq lists its product as uncharacterized. NCBI's taxonomy places the organism in Eukaryota, Metazoa, Arthropoda, Insecta, Hymenoptera, Figitidae. The record is from RefSeq and is a predicted model, not a curated record. The coding region runs from base 468 to 1907 and encodes 479 amino acids. The transcript has 4 exons.
UGAAUUUUAUUAAAUUAAAAGUUGAAAUAUUUUAAUUUAUAAAAGAUAAAAUAUUAAAUAAAUAUAAAAAUAUAUAAUUAAUUUGUUAAAUAUAUAAAAUUCAAUGGUUUCUAUAAAGAUUAAUGGCAAUUGAUUAUUAUUCAAAAAAAGCAGAGGGUAUAUGUAUCAAGGGUGGAGCUAGAAAUCAGAUCAAUGACGGGUGGGUGAAAGAGGUGUGUUUGUGAUUAUAUUAUUUUAACUUUUUUCGACUUUUAAUUAUGAAAUUUAAACCAUAAUACGAUAUCAUUCAAUUACAGUAAUAAUUUAUAAUUUUUCAUGUAAAUGAUUUUUGAAAAAAAAAUAAGUAAACUUUAAUUGUGAUACAUAUAAUAAUGAUGCUGUUUAAGUUUUGACUAUAUAUACAUAGUGAUUGAAAGGACAAUUGAACUGAAUAAAAUUGUCCUUAUUUUACAGACUAUUUUAUUCAAAUGACAGGAGAAGAUACAGAAUUAUGUGGCUUUAUUGAUGCAAAACUCCCAGGUAACAAAGGAGUGAGCCAAAAAGUGAAAAAACGAUCAUUAGCAGGAUGGAAAGCAUGGAAGAGACAUUGGUGUGCUGUGAGAAAAUUGAAUGGAAAUCAUGGCAUCGAAAUUGUUUUAGAUUAUAGUAUUGGUAGUGCAAAAUCUGUUGUUCCAAAUGAGAAGGACAAUAGAAUAAAAAUUUCAACAAAUUCAUUGAUUUGUCGUACUGAAUCGAAAACAAAACAAUUUUCAUUUGGAAUUUUUACGGUAAAAGAUAAAAAACCUUUAUUAUAUUUAUCCGGGGCUUCUGAAACUGAUACUCAACGAUGGAUGGAAAAUUUACGACAAUUAUUAAGACCAAGAAAACAUCGCUUUAUGGAAGGAUCUCUCAGUAUUUCUAUAAUAGAUAAUGCACAUUCCAAAGCCAGUGGUUUAACAGGUCUUCAUGGUGAUUUGAUAGCUAGUAAUUUAGGAGUAUUUAUAAAGGACGCUCAUUCAGGAGAGAUAGUACAAAAUUUUGAAUGGAAGGAAUUUAAUGAAUUUCAUUUAUCAACAAACGGUCGUCCUGACGAUGUGAAAAGAAUUUGUGUUAUACAUACAACUAAAGAAUUUCGUGGUGGUGUUGGUGAACUUUAUAUAUUUUGUCUAAAUGCUCAAAGAUUAUUACAAGAUUUUGUAACACAAGGUCGUGGACCAAAACACAAAAUUUUCGCACAACGACCAUUAAGCCGUAGUGAAGGUGAUCUCAGAAUAUCAAUUUAUAAUGAUGAAGAUAAUCAUUCUUUUCCAACAUUAAAAAGUAAAGCUACAUCGAGUUUGAUAAAUGCAGGUCUUGGAUUAAUUCUCUCAUCGAAAACAAGUAGAGAUAUUGAAAAAUUAGAAAAAAAAAUUCAUACACGUGCAAUUGAUAAUGUUUAUGAAUCUGAACCAGCAUCAAGUAAUCCCAAUUUUGUUGCAAGCUUUGAUCAAUUAAAAAAUCCUUGUCCAAAACGAGUAUCUAAUAUUUCAAUAGCUUCGGGAAUUUACGAAGAAAUUGUAGAUGAUGGAAAAGGCGUUAAAAAUUUAAUAGUUCCUUCUCAUUUGUACGAGGAUCCGGAAGAUGUUAUUUUAAAUUCUGAUAUUUUACAUUUUCAACCACCGCCACUACCACCACGUCAUCAAUGUGGAUCGAAUUCCAAAAAGAAUGGAAGUCCCAGUGAUGAUGGUUUAGAUUCGGAAGGAGGAACAAGAUCUGCGACACCUAAUACUCAAUCGGAUACAACUCCAACUCCCGAGGAAAUAAAGGUAAUAAAUCCUAAUUUAAUAGAUACGUCUGAUUAUGUUCCAAUGUCACCAUGCAUAAAAAUCACGCACAAAUCUGAAGAACUAAAUACAUCCCAAGAAGGAGUUUACAUGGUGAUGCGGUAAAAUAUUUUUACUGCUCAUCAUUUUCUGUUGUUUUUAAACGAUAGUCAUGAAAAUUUAUAACAAAAAAAAAAAAAAAAAAAAAAAAAGUCAAAUAGAAUCCAUAUCUGAGAAGUUAUUUCUCAAUUUCGAGUCAAUAACUCCAAAAGUCUAGAAUGAUAAUUCAAAUUUUUGAUAUUUUAAUUUAAAACAAGUAUAAUUUUAUUCAUAUCUAUAUUAUAUUUUGAUCAAUAUAUAAGAAAAUAAUUGAGAUAUAAGAAUAUAUUGCUUUGAAGAACUCAUUACAUAUAUAGUUGUGCUUUUUGUGAAAAACUAUUUUUAAGUGCGUGAAAAGUAUUGUGAUAAUUCAUUGUAACUAAAACUAUCAUAAAAAGAAAGCUCAAAAAAAUGUAAUAGAAUCAUCGUCUAUAAUGUUAUAUGUAUAUUGUACUAAUUAUCUAUUCACUGCCUUUAAUGUGUGCCUCUGGUUUCUUAAAAAAUUGAGCCUCGAUAUAUUGAUUUGAACUUCAAUAUUAUAUCAAUAAUUUAAAAAUAUAAAUCGAAGCUAUAAAAAUUACAUAUCAAAUUUCCCAAAGUGAUGUUUUAUUUUAUUAAAAUGUUAUAAGGUAUUUUUUCAUUAAAAUUAAAAUCAAUAAAUAAAAAGAAAUCACAUGGGAUUUGAAAAUAUCAAUAAGGGAAAAAAUGGUUCAAGUUCAAUAAUUUCGUAGCUCAAUUUGAACUUGUUAUUGUUUCGUAGCAAAUAUUAUAAUUUAGGCGUGAGUUGAAUUAAAAAAAAAAAAAUUAUUUACACAUCUGUUAUACAAAAAAAAAGGAAAAGAAAAAAUAGUAUACGGAUGGAUAAUUCGUGAUAAACUUAGCUUUUUAUUCGUGUACUAAAUACAUUUAUAUAUACACACUAUUGAAUAAGUAAGGCUUAAAAAUAAAUAUAUCGUGUGUUCAUAUUUUGUUGCUUAAAAAGGAAAUUCAAAUUGAAAAUCAUUUCAAAAAAGUUUAUAAUAUUCCCAAGAAGGAAUAUUUUUUAUAUAUAUAUUUUAUAAGCUUUCAAAUGCGUUGUAAAAAUUAUAAAAAUUUAUACUGUAUAUUUGUUUUCAAGUUUAAAUCCUAUUAUGAACGUUUAUAUUAAAUUGUUUAUUGAAAAUUUUGGUGGUUAAAUUUAUAGAUAAUAAAAAACAAAUUUUAACAAUGAACCACGGAAGUAAAACGGCCUCUGCAGAUUAGGAUAUAAAUAUAGAUAUAACAAACACAUUUAUAUAUUAUAUUAUUAUUAUUAUUUGUAAAAUGCUUAAAAAAAUAUAAAGCUGUUUUUGCCUCUUA